This is a messenger RNA of Anguilla anguilla (European eel), 1507 nucleotides long. RefSeq names its product secreted frizzled-related protein 5 (gene sfrp5). The transcript has 3 exons. Gene Ontology annotation, molecular function: Wnt-protein binding. The record is from RefSeq and is a predicted model, not a curated record. The coding region runs from base 428 to 1417 and encodes 329 amino acids. Lineage: Eukaryota; Metazoa; Chordata; Actinopteri; Anguilliformes; Anguillidae. Gene Ontology annotation, biological process: non-canonical Wnt signaling pathway; negative regulation of canonical Wnt signaling pathway; canonical Wnt signaling pathway.
CAGACCCCGCGAGCCGCUGCUUCUUAUGCUGUAGGUGUGCCUGUGUGGAGCCAGAGCAGAGCUCAGCGCCGGGGCAACUCUCCCGCUCACAGCCACCCGAGCGCUCUGCCAAACCUGGGGGGCUUACGCACGCACCCGUCCCGGGCCCCGCUCCUGUCCCUGGACCAGAGGAUCCACUCCUGGGGGGGCUUUUUGACGCACCCACCCAGGGCCCCGCUCCUGUCCCUGAACCAGAGGAUCCACUCCUGGGGGGCUAAUUUACGCACCCACCUGGACCCCCUUCUUUUUUUGGGAACAGUGGAUCUACACCACGCUCAGAGGCCAGGCCGGGGACAAACUGUCCACAGAUUCACCCUCUCUCUCUCCUGAGAGUUCCCUUCUCCCCUCCUCCUCCCCCCCCCCCCCCCCCCCCCCCCAUCUCAGCCUGAUGCUCUUUUCCUCUCCAACCAUGGCGAGACGGCAAAGCCAGGCUUCGCCCGCCGAGGCCGUGACCUUCGCCUUCGCCCUCAUCCUCCUCUUCCUCACCUCGUCUGCCGCCGCCGCCGCUGCCGCCGAAGAGUACGACUACUACAGCUGGCAGUCGGACAACUUCCACCAGGGGCGCUUCUACGCCAAGCAGCCGCAGUGCGUGGACAUCCCGGCCGACCUGCGGCUGUGCCACGGCGUGGGCUACAAGAGGAUGCGGCUGCCCAACCUGCUGGAGCACGAGUCCAUGCCCGAGGUCCGGCAGCAGGCCGGCAGCUGGGUGCCCCUGCUGGCCAAGCGCUGCCACGGCGACACGCGGGUCUUCCUCUGCUCGCUCUUCGCGCCCGUGUGCCUGGACCGGCCCAUCUACCCCUGCCGCUCGCUCUGCGAGGCGGUGCGGGACGGGUGCGCCCCCGUCAUGGAGACCUACGGGUUCCCCUGGCCCGAGAUGCUCCAGUGCGACAAGUUCCCCCUCGACAAUGACCUGUGCAUCCCCAUGCAGGCCCCCGGCGGGCACGCCACACAGACCCCAGCCUCCAAGGUCUGCCCUCCGUGCGACAACGAGCUGAAGGCCGAGAGCAUAAUGGAGCAUUUCUGCGCCAGCGACUUCGCGCUGAAGAUGAAGAUUAAGGAGGUGAAGAAGGAGAAAGGCGACCGCAAGCUGGUGGCGGCGCAGAAGAAGAAGAAGGUGCUGAAGAUGGGCGGCCUGCGGAAGAAGGACCUGAAGAAGCUGGUACUGUACAUAAAGAACGGGGCGGACUGCCCCUGCGCCCAGCUGGACGGCCUGGGCAGCAGCAGCAGCAGCAGCUUCCUCAUCAUGGGCCGCCGGGUGGAGCACCAGCUGCUGCUCAUGUCCAUACACAAGUGGGAGAAGAAGAGCAAGGAGCUCAGGUUCGCCGUCAAGUACAUGAAGUCCCAGCAGUGCCCCACCUACCACACCGUCUUCCAGUGAUCCCACGCAUACUCACGCGCACACACACACACACACACACACACACACACAGAUCCACAUGCAUGCACACACUCACACGCUCUUUCACUC